Molecule: messenger RNA, 750 nt
Organism: Colletotrichum scovillei
Lineage: Eukaryota; Fungi; Ascomycota; Sordariomycetes; Glomerellales; Glomerellaceae
Exons: 2
Coding region: 68-553 (161 amino acids)
Cellular component (GO): mitochondrial inner membrane peptidase complex; membrane
Molecular function (GO): serine-type endopeptidase activity
Source: RefSeq, a predicted model, not a curated record
CUGAAUCACCAAAGAUCAAACAGGCAAUCGAUACACAGCAAGUCCACAGGCACAGUAGGCUAGCAACAUGGCAGGAAACCCUCUCCGUCUGGCCCUGAACGUAGGCAAAACCUUGGCUCUUAGUCAUGUCAUGAUGGAAUAUGGCUUCUUCAUGGGCCCAGCAUCGGGACCAUCCAUGCUUCCAACAUUUCAAGUGGCAGGCGAAUCAAUUCUAGUCGAUCAUCGUUAUCGUUACGGUCGCAACGUACUUGUUGGCGAUUUAGUCCACUUCAAGAUUCCAAUCUUCCCAGAAUCCGAUGGCAUCAAACGCGUGAUAGGUAUGCCUGGCGACUACGUUAUGCUAGGCAGCCCUGAUGCAGAGAAGCAGAAGAUGAUACAGGUUCCUCAGGGUCAUUGUUGGGUUGUGGGUGAUAAUCUCGAAGCAUCGAGAGAUUCGCGAUUGUAUGGCCCAGUGCCUUUGGCUCUGAUCAGGGGGAAAGCCGUCAAUAAGCCCUGGUGGCUAUCGCUUCUCUCCCCUGGAGGGACAGCUGAGAACGGGCUUCGCGAUGUCUAAGGACGGCCGGGAGUGAGUGGCACACGAGAUUCAAGAGCAACUGUAUCGUGUCACAAAUACGAUACAAGAAAGAGACGAAAGUUGGCGGCGGGAGACUCCGUAAGCUGAAUUCGUCACAGAUUGUGAGUUGUUCUUCCAAUCCUCUAAAGUAUGAUCCUAAUUACAACGGGUAGGGGAGCCAAUGGCACCAGAUAAAG